Cataglyphis hispanica is the source of this 695-nucleotide messenger RNA. RefSeq names its product multiple coagulation factor deficiency protein 2 homolog. Bases 192 to 695 code for a protein of 167 amino acids. Lineage: Eukaryota; Metazoa; Arthropoda; Insecta; Hymenoptera; Formicidae. The transcript is spliced from 5 exons. Gene Ontology annotation, molecular function: calcium ion binding. The record is from RefSeq and is a predicted model, not a curated record.
CAACUCGUUCAACACGCAAACUCCAAUGGAAAAACGUCGAUAAGCGUUGUCGCGCGUUCUCGCUAACCAAGUCGAGAGCGACAGGGUAGAGAAAACCACGAACGGGGAUCCAUAGCGAAGGGUGGAUCGAACAGUCAAAUCCAUCGAUCACACCAAUCGAUCACCACGGCACGUUCAAGACAGAUAACAAAAUGGAGGUAAUACUUUUAAUUAAUUUGUGUCUCGGCCUAGCAACUGGUCACUUUCGUGGACCGCAUCAUCCUAAAAGUAGCAUAUCCCAUCAUCAUUAUACACCGCAAAAUGAAAUCAAAUUAACACAAGAUUCCGAGCUCCUUCACGAUGCAACGCAUCUGAAGGAGGACAUCGGUCCCAUGGCCGAUCAACUCGAUUUUUCAAAAAUGACAGAACAGGAAAUAGAGUUCCACUACUUUCAAAUUCACGAUGUCGACAAUAAUACGAAAUUAGACGGAUUAGAAAUUCUUCACGCUCUUCAACAUACUUUACAUAAGGAUGAUGAAGAAAACGCGACGUUAUCGGAAGAAGAAUUGUCGUGGAUCGUAGAGCUAAUAGAUAAAGUAUUGGCAGAGGAUGAUUUAAACAAGGACGGCUAUAUAGAAUACGUUGAAUUUGUAAUGGGAAGAAAGAGAGAUCAUGACACGCUAGAGAAACGAAACAAACUAAGAAUCGGAACGUGA